Molecule: messenger RNA, 813 nt
Organism: Erigeron canadensis
Lineage: Eukaryota; Viridiplantae; Streptophyta; Magnoliopsida; Asterales; Asteraceae
Exons: 1
Coding region: 1-813 (270 amino acids)
Source: RefSeq, a predicted model, not a curated record
AUGCGUGACUACUUUGUUGAAAACCCAAAGUUUGGCCCGGUUUGGUUUCGUGAAAGAUUUCGAAUGAGUCAAAGGUUGUUUUUGAAGAUUGUUGUUGAUAUUGAGCAACGGUUCGUUUACUUUCAACAACGUAUAGAUCGGUCGGGGAGAAAGAGUUUAGCUGCCAUACAAAAAUGCACAUCCGCGGUGGAACAGCUCGGAACGGGCAACCCUCCAGAUAACUUUGAUAACUACUUGUGUAUGGCAGCAAGAACUUCUCGCGAAAGUCUUGAUCAUUUUUCCAGUGCAGUCAUCGAGUUAUAUCGUGACGAGUACUUACGUAGGCCGACUAGUCAUGAUGUUGCCCGGUUGUACAAAGCGCAUGAAUGGAGACACAAGAUUCCAGGAAUGCUAGGAAGUCUUGAUUGUACGCAUUUUGUUUGGAGAAAUUGUCCCAAAGCGUUGAAGGGACAAUACAAGAGAGGUGAUCAUCCAUACCCAACAGUUACGCUUGAAGCCGUUGCUUCACAAGACUUGUGGAUUUGGCAUGCUUUUUUUGGUCCUCCAGGUUCACUCAACGAUAUCAAUGUCUUGAUGCAAUCGACUUUGUAUAUGAGGGAGCGAAAUUCGACGGCUCCUGACUCGUCUUUUACCGUAAACGACCGUCGUUAUAAACGGGGAUACUAUCUUACCGAUGGAAUCUAUCCUAGGUGGGCGACUCAUGUCAAGGCAAUGCCAUAUCCGACUGAAACAAAUGACAAGAAGUUCAAGAAAGUUCAAGAAUCGGCAAGAAAGGAUGUGGAGCGAGCGUUUGGUGUUUUGAAAGGAAAAUAG